Messenger RNA from Didymosphaeria variabile, 2595 nucleotides. RefSeq lists its product as uncharacterized. The coding region runs from base 1 to 2595 and encodes 864 amino acids. NCBI's taxonomy places the organism in Eukaryota, Fungi, Ascomycota, Dothideomycetes, Pleosporales, Didymosphaeriaceae. The record is from RefSeq and is a predicted model, not a curated record. Gene Ontology annotation, molecular function: GTPase activator activity. The transcript has 2 exons. Gene Ontology annotation, biological process: mitotic spindle orientation checkpoint signaling; regulation of Ras protein signal transduction. Gene Ontology annotation, cellular component: mitotic spindle pole body; SIN/MEN two-component GAP complex.
AUGGCCGCGAAGGGCUCCUUCGCCCAGCGCAUGGCCUCAAUGGCGUCGACCGUCGAGAACUGGGACGACGACGGCGACUUCGACGGCUCCGUCGACAUGUUUACCCACUCCAUGUCCACAUUUCAGUCCACGUCGUCCCGCGUCUCGGUUCGCUCCGAAUCCAACACUGGCGACGACGACUGGCAGGUCCUGCUCGCCCCCAACGACGAGGCCUCCACCAUGAACGCGAUAUCCUCCGCAAAACAAGCCGGCAUCCCGAUCCCCACGAGCGUGCCGUCGUCGGCGCUGCUUGGCGGCGCAAUCAAAAGGCUGGGAAAGAAGAAAUCGAGCCGGAAAAUUGCCGUCGAUGAAGAUUGGGGCAACGAUCUCGAGCUACCCAACAACCCCGGCGAGGGCCUCAAGCUAAAGGCACCGAUGCCGCGCACGCCGGCGGACGACAACGACGGCUUCGACGAUGACUGGGGCGAGGGCAGCUUGGGUAUCCGCUUUGCAGGCACGAGUAGAGGAGGCCGAGGCGCCCGUAGCUCUUCCGUGUCAGCCAUGAGCCCUAGCAUGGGCAGCAUCGUGACCCUCGAGAGUGAGGAUGAUGAGCUGAAUGGCUUGGUGCUGCCCACCGAACCGCUGGACUUUGCAUCCCGUCUGGAGAAGCUCAAGAAGCACGAUCUUCCCACUCCUGACACCUCACCCUCAGGGUUCACUCUUCCGAAACGCGCACCACCGCCAACCUCAGCGCCUGUAUUAGGUCCUCCACUGGAGUUCGCACCUUCGCCUGCCCCGUCGUGGCCCUCGCCUUCCCAAUUUGAAAAGGAAGCUGCAACCCCCGCACAACCGGAACCGGCACCUGCCUCUAGGCUCAUUGGCGUUGAAGAGGAGGAUGACUUCAUGGACGGCUUGGAUAUUGGUGGUGGAGAGGUCUUGGACACGAACAAGCUCACCUUGAACCGUAACGUCAAGGUGAAGAAGGCCCCCGCAAAAGUCACUCCGCCACCAGCAGCCCGUCCGGCUACCACAUUGACCUUUACCGACAAAGACAAGCCCUCCAUGUCAAAGAUCCCGAGGCCUCUAUCUACCAGCAGCCGCUCACGCCUUACGCCUGUCUACGAGUCAGGUGCUUCGCAAAGCGGGAAUAGUCGACAACCGCCGACAACCACAAGUGCUCAACUUCUACGUGCGAAACGCUCUGCGCCUCUACUACGAAACAACAAUCCUGCGCUCUCAGCACGCUCAUCCGUCCCAUUCCUUCCUGCAGGCAAUUCAACGUCCCAAUCUCAUCACGUCAUGGCAAAAUCUACGUCGCGCGGCCACUUGCGCAGGGACUCGGACCCACGUCGACCUCCAUCUCCAUCCAUGAGGCCGUACUCACGCGGACCCUUCGACACGCCAAGUCGGAAUGGCAUGCGAAGGGAGUUGGCACCUUCGGCUCUCGCACGUCAUCCUCAGAAACUCACCUUCCCUAAGGGUCGGAAGCAGAACUUCGGAGAUGGCACAGAGCUUGAAGUCUUUGAUGAUUUGCCCACGUCUGCACACAAAGAGAAGCAGUUCGAGAAAGCACCACGUAACGUGGCUAGCAACAAGACCCUACGGUCGCAGACAAGUAUUUCCAAGCUUCCCAUGCCGGAUCGCAUGGCUACACCCAUGCCGCAAACACCUCGUAGUCCACCGAAAGUGGAUCACACUCCUCGAUUCGCUCGGGACACUGCAGCGAGUCGCAACGCGCGUGAACAGCGUCUUGCUAGCAUACGGACACGAGGCGAUGGUCCCGUUCCGCCGAGCCCCGGUAUCAACUGGAAGGUGCAUGUAGCGGCUAAGAGUCCUCACACCAGUCCAAUUGCCCAUCGGAAGAAGGGUUCCGGAGCAAAGCCGCAGCUUAUUCGAGGCUUGUUUGAACCUGGUUCAAGAACUGAGAAAGGUAUGAUAUAUAACCCGACCAUGCAGCGAUGGGAGGGGAAUGAAGAAGCCCUUGCUCCUUUUACCCAUCCCAAUACAUCAACCGCCACUUUGGAUCUCACGACAGUGAGCACCCCUACCUUCUCGCCGGUACACAACCCCUUCGGUCAUCCGCAUGAGCGCUCGCACUCCAUCUCUCAUACCGCGUUGUCUCAGAUCCAGCUGAAGAACGUCUCGUCACGUGCGGUGAAGGUCGUUGCACGACCAAUCCCCUCCCCACCACGCCCUGCACUCAUCUCGCAAAAGACUAUGCCUCGGGGUGUGCAGUACGAAGGUCGCAUGGUCUUUGACCCUGUCAAAAUGACCUGGCUCAAAGCUCCUCGGGAGUCGAAUGAUCCGCGCUCUCCCUCCGUCGCGGAUGAUGACGAAGAAGAUCCGUUCGCAGGGCUUGAGGACCUCAAGGACAACGUCAGCGUUGCUGGGCCCGGUGAUAGCGUCAGCGGCGGUCCAAGUGCCGAAGACAUCUCCUUCGUUGGCGAAGAGUUCGAUCUCGGGCCUAGCUUCAUCCGCCGGCAACGCGAAGAAGAAGCCAUCUGGCGCCGCAAAACAGAAAGCUGGGUCGGCACAAUGCGCGACAGCGGCGAGCACAAGCACGGCUGGAGAUGGGAGUUGCGCAGAAUCGCCAUGCGUGCCUCGGAAGAGCGGUAG